AUGGCGGGCACGGGCUCUGGGACAUUGCCAUCACCGUCAUUGGUGAGGUCGUGGAGGACUGCCUUCUUGACUCUCAGAGACGAAAUCCUUACCCCUCCUGCUCGUGCUUCGAUCGCCCAUAUGCUACAUAAUCUCAUUUUCUCCCAUUCACACACCUUGUUGUCUGCUGUCCCCGAACUUCCUUCUCAUGAGGUUUUGUCCGACAUUUUGUUUAUGCUGGAGUUGGUUGCAACUACUUCGGCCAGCGAAGAAGAAUUGACUCAAGUCUUUACGCAAACAUCACGCUUGAUCCAUGAUGCAUCUCGUCGCGUGUAUUUGGAAAUAAACGCUCUCUCUUUGGCCCGUCUCUUUGAU
Messenger RNA from Neltuma alba, 354 nucleotides. RefSeq lists its product as uncharacterized. The record is from RefSeq and is a predicted model, not a curated record. The transcript has 3 exons. NCBI's taxonomy places the organism in Eukaryota, Viridiplantae, Streptophyta, Magnoliopsida, Fabales, Fabaceae. The annotation marks the transcript as partial.